CCAUUUUGUUUGUGCUGAGCGAGUGAAGGAGGCAGGAGCGACCGAAAAAAAGACACUCGCGCGACGACCACUGCGACUCUGAGCGCCGCCGGCUCCGUCCUCGCGGAUCCAAACCGGAUAAAACACAACCCGCGCGAUUAGCGGAGGGAGAUGAUAGAUUCUCCCGUGUGGAAAUCAAAGAGCAGACUGGCUUUUCCUUUCGUUUACUGAUCUUUUUUUUAAACGAAGCGAAGAGGCGGAAGAGAGCAAUACAUUUAAACGAAGGGAAGCUCGUCAGGGGAAAAGGAAAAUACCAGCGUCACGAAGUGGGAAUAACUGUUCAAUUGCAUCGCCGGUUGCUGGCGGACGACAGCGAAAGUGGGGAAAAUUGCAGGAACUGUGCAAGAGAAGGGAGAAAUUUAAAAGGGAUGAACGCGCAGGGGGGUUCACGGCAUCACAAAGCCUAUGAAGGGGGUUUGAGGACCCCCAGAUUUUGGGGGGUGCAGCUGGCAAUAUCACCCGGAUCGGCAGAUGCUUCAGCGCCGAAAUAUUACUGAAGCCCACGUCGUUUCGGUUCAUUCGGUUUUCGACCCACUGCUGUUCCUCUCGCGCUUGCUUAAUGCUCCGCAAGGCUCUUCGUGCAGUGACAAAUGAUUCUUAUUUGCUUGAUGUGAAAUAGACGCAUAUUCAUUGACCAACUUCACUUGAUUCCCAUUCUUUAGCCCGUGCACAGCGGACUGCGAGACAGCAUCUUGCACUUCAGACGAACUACCGAUUGCGUAGAUGUCCUGUCCAUUACACAGACGCUUUUGAAAUCAUUUCUUUGCAUGCACGAGCUGUGCGCAGUGCAGGGUGGUCUCGUGAAGCAAUGGUCAGAGGUUUUCUGCAAACACUUUGAACUCGUGCACUGGACACAUUCACACAGAGGGCGCACGAGCCGUAUUCAGAUGUGAACGCACAAUAAACCGUUCAACUUGUCACUUUGAAGUAUUGUUGCAAAAUAGUAAGACACGGACGCUGAAAUAUGCAAGUUGUUUGGAAUCAUCUAAAGUGGUAGCUCGCGCAUGCAAACUGAAGUCAUUACAGUUCUUGGAUGCACAUUUAGCGUCUUGUUUAUUCUGCAAUUGAGGAUGAAAGGAAACUUUCACGUGCAUAUGGUUGUUUAAUUCUAUUCCCAUUUCCAAGUAUUUAUUUGUUCUCUCCAUCCAUCUUAAUGACUUGGGAGGAAAUAAAGACAUCGAUGAAGGAGGUGCAAACAUCUGUGUCGAUCUGAAGGAGCACGAUGGACUUUUAGUCUUCGAAAUAAAGUGAUGCAGGCUGAGAAUCGCACAUGCUAAUAAUGCGAAGAGACAUAAUUCUGAAUCUUAGUGUUUGCUCAUAAACAUUGCAUGAAGCCGCACCGGAGCGAGUUCGGUUUCUCGUACACAACGCCUUAAAAAAAACACCAACACUUCAGCUCGCCGCCGACAAUGGCGGAAAAGACGGAUGCAAGCAGCGAGGAUAAAUCUCGGGAAAAUUGCUCAGUCGCCGAGGAGGCUACGUGAGUUUGCGGCGAGCUUGCAUGACCGUCUGUCCCUCCCUUCACCUCCUACAUUCGGAAAUAUACUUUGAGGAACUAAAGACUAGAAAAUCUUAAAAGGGAGCAUUAAAGGUGGACUGAACAUUGAAGCAUUGCAUUGCAUGCAUGAAAGGGAAACGGGAAUCCGUCCGGAGCUCGUGAACGAGGAGAGAUUUCAUUUGCACAUCGGCUCGCGACUGCACAGGAAGGGCUAUCCUACGCGGGAUAUAUGCUUUAACACUAAACCGGAGGAAAACUAUGGCCGAUAAUGUGCUGGAAUCCGGUCCGCCUUCAGCUAAGAGGCCUAAAUUGUCUUCCCCGGCUCUGUCGGUCUCCGCGAGCGAUGGAAACGAUUUUGGCUCUCUGUUUGACCUGGAGCAUGACCUCCCAGACGAGCUCAUUAACUCCUCCGACCUGGGCCUUCCUAAUGGGAUGGACCCCAGCCAGUUACACACCAGUCUGGGUGGAGGAGGGAUGUCGGGCUCUCUGGGCGGCUCGGGCCAGGACACAGCAGCCAAACACAAGCACCUGUCUGAGCUCCUCCGCCCUGGCGGCCCUCCAUCCACCUCCAUGGCCGCCGGCAACCCCGGUAAUGUGCCCUCCUUGGGGAUGAUGGGAGGUCUGAGUGGCACCCCGGUUACUCAGGGACUGGGUGGCCCUCAACAGCAGCAGCCUGGCAUGAUGCCGCAGCCUGGCAUGGUGGCGGGACUGAACCGGGGCAUGAUGGGCGCCCAGAAAGGGAACGGACAGCCGCAGAGCAUGAUGGGAGGGCAGAUGAUGAAUGGUGCGCCUAGAAUGGGCUACGCCAAUGUGAACAUGAAUGCGGGCAUGGUUGGUAACGGGAACAUGCUGCCCGAUGCUCUGCAGCAGCAGAACACAGGGCAGCAGACGGCACAGGCAGCAAUGAGACCGCAGCAACCAGGAGCAGUGAACAAGAUGGGAAUGAUGGGUGCUCCAGGACCCUACGGCGGUUCAUAUGGUCAGUGCGGAGGACAGUCCCUUGGGCCUCAGCUCCAAAACAAAGCGGGUCAACCCAACAGCAUUAACCAGUUCAACAUAGACAAGAAACCUCAGCAUGGGCAGAACAUGGUCGGCAUGCAGAGCUCAGGUGUGGUGGGUGGCGUAUCGGGCCCAGGCGGGGCGGCGGCACCCCCUGCAGCGGACCCAGAGAAGCGUAAACUCAUUCAGCAGCAGCUAGUGCUGUUACUUCAUGCUCAUAAGUGCCAUCGCAGAGAGCAGGCCAACGGAGAGGUCCGCCAGUGCAGCCUGCCCCACUGCAGAACCAUGAAGAACGUCCUUAAUCACAUGACACACUGUCAGGCCGGCAAAUCCUGCCAGGUGGCUCACUGCGCAUCCUCCAGGCAGAUCAUCUCUCACUGGAAGAACUGCACACGGCAUGACUGUCCCGUCUGCCUGCCGCUUAAAAGCGCCGGAGACAAAAGAAACCAGCAUGUGCAGGCUAUCUUCCCCACUCCAGACCCUGCAGCACUGAAGGAUCGGCGGAUGGAAAACCUUGUAGCUUACGCUCGCAAAGUGGAGGGCGACAUGUACGAAUCCGCCAACAGCAGGGCAGAGUAUUACCACUUUUUGGCGGAGAAGAUUUAUAAGAUUCAGAAGGAGCUGGAGGAGAAGAGGAGAACCAGACUACAGAAGCAGGGUAUGAUGCCAGCUCAGCCUCGCAUGCCCAACUGUGCUCUACCUCAAGCACCAGCUGGCAUGAAUCAGGCACAGCCGCCUAAUGGUCCCCAUUUAGAUCCGUCCUUAGUUCAAGCUGCUGGACCCAAUCAGAUGGUCAACCGCAUGCAGAAUCCUGCUGGUAUGAAUCAGUUUGCCCAGGUGGGGAUGCAACAGCCAAUGGGACAAAGGGCAACGCCACCCCUGCCUAUGGGAGCAAACCUCAAUCAGAUGGGUAUGCAGGGAUCACCUCGAAUGACUCAACCCAACGUACCCCAAUUACAAAACCAGUACAUGCAGAACCAGUUUCCAGGCACGGGUGCCGGACUGGGCCAGGGAGCGGUCGGCCUGAACCAACCUGCGGGGCAGGGAGCCAUGCCACAGAAUCAGAUGCACACUCCACCAUCGCUGGCAGUCAGUAGUCCAGUAGCUCAAACCCAGGCAGGAGUCUCUGGCCCCGGAGUCACUGUCGGCCCUCAGGGGCCUCCGUCCAACCUCGCCCCACCUGCUCCGCAGCCCGGAUUGCACACGCACUGUCCUCCCUUACGCCAAAACUCCCCUUCUCCUGCACGCAGCCUCACUCCUACCCCUGCCCCACACCAAACGCCCCCGCAGUUGCCGGGUAACCAGACUCCCCAGCCCCACACCCCCACUUCUUCGACCACUAUGGCCCCACCCGCAACACAGCAGCCCCCGAUGGCACAGGGGGUGGGCUCAGAAAAAGCCAGUCCGCUACAGCAGCAGUCGCAUGGGGGCGGAGCCGCUGGAGGCCCCCAAACAGGGCUAGCGUCAUCUGUGCCUUCCCAGAAUGCACACGGGCUUUGUGCACACCCACACACUCCUCUCUCUCAGAAGUCGUCUCUGACGGCUGACGGUCAGGCCUCAACUCCUGCCUCGGACAGCAGUGCUGACCCUAGCUCACAGCAAACAUCAUCCGAGCCCACCGCCCCACUCGACCCCAAAAUUGAGGUCAAACAGCAGGAAGAAGAGGAUGAGAAUGAGACGGAGGAUAAGGCCUCAGGGAAAAUGGCCGCCAUGCAGACUGAGAUUAGGACUGAGAAGGAGGAGCCUGCAGACGAUGAAUGUAAGACAGAGCCAAUGGAAACAUCGAUUGGGUCGACAGCCGAGGACAAGAAGCCGGAAGUCAAAACUGAACCCAAAGAGGAAGAGGCUGCAGGAACCAACAGCACUCCCACAAACACACAAAGCAAGAAGAAAGUAUUUAAACCUGACGAGCUCCGCCAGGCUUUAAUGCCCACUCUGGAAGCUCUGUACAGACAGGACCCAGAGUCGCUGCCCUUCCGGCAGCCAGUGGACCCCCAGUUACUGGGAAUACCCGACUACUUUGACAUAGUGAAAAACCCGAUGGACUUGUCCACUAUCAAGCGUAAGCUGGACACUGGUCAGUACCAGGAGCCCUGGCAGUACGUGGACGACGUGUGGCUGAUGUUCAAUAACGCCUGGCUGUAUAACAGGAAGACGUCACGGGUGUAUAAAUACUGCUCCAAACUGGCUGAGGUUUUUGAACAGGAAAUAGACCCCGUUAUGCAGGAGUUGGGGUACUGCUGUGGAAGGAAGUUGGAGUUUUCUCCUCAAACUCUGUGCUGCUAUGGCAAACAGCUGUGUACCAUCCCUCGAGACGCUGCAUACUUCAGUUACCAGAACAGGUACCACUUCUGUGAGAAGUGUUUCAAUGAAAUCCAGGGGGAGAAUGUAUCCCUGGGGGACGAUCCAACCCAGACUCAAACGUCCAUCAAUAAAGAUCAGUUUCAAAGGAAAAAGAAUGACACCCUCGACCCUGAGCUACUGUUGGAAUGUGCCGACUGUGGUCGAAAAAUGCAUCAGAUAUGCGCUCUGCACAAUGAGACGAUAUGGCCGUCGGGGUUUGUUUGUGACGGCUGUCUGAAAAAAGCCAAUGCAACAAGGAAGGAGAAUAAAUACACUGCAAGGAGACUUCCUCAGACAAAGCUUGGGAGCUUCCUGGAGACACGAGUGAACGAGUACCUGAAGCGCCAGAAUCUUCCAGAAUCCGGUGAUGUCACCGUUCGUGUGGUUCACGUCUCUGAUAAAGUGGUGGAAGUCAAACCUGGCAUGAAGUCCAGGUUUGUUGAUAGCGGUGAAAUGUCAGAGUCAUUCCCGUACAGGACGAAAGCUCUGUUUGCGUUUCAAGAUAUUGAUGGGACAGAUGUCUGCUUCUUUGGAAUGCAUGUGCAAGAAUACGGCUCCGACUGCCCUCCUCCCAAUCAAAGACGUGUGUACAUCUCCUACCUUGACAGUGUGCACUUUUUCCAACCCCGUCACCUGAGAACUGGAGUCUAUCAUGAGAUCCUAAUUGGAUACUUGGAGUAUGUUAAAAAAAUGGGGUUUGUCAUUGGCCACAUCUGGGCUUGUCCACCGAGCGAAGGUGACGACUAUAUCUUCCACUGCCACCCAUCGGAUCAGAAGAUUCCCAAACCUAAACGCUUACAAGAAUGGUACAAGAAGAUGCUUGACAAAGCGGUAGCUGAAAGAAUUGUGCACGACUACAAGGACAUUUUUAAGCAGGCAACAGAGGAUCGUCUGACCAGUGCGAAGGAGCUCCCAUAUUUUGAGGGUGAUUUUUGGCCUAAUGUGUUGGAAGAGAGCAUUAAAGAGCUGGAACAGGAGGAGGAAGAACGGAAGCGAGAGGAAAACAACACCUCUAGUGAAAGCAUUGACGCUACCAGUGGUGACAGCAAGAAUGCCAAAAAAAAGAACAGCAAGAAGACUAGCAAGAACAAGAGCAGCUUGAGCCGAGCCAAUAAAAAGAAACCGGGCAUGCCAAAUGUCUCCAAUGAUCUAUCCCAGAAACUCUAUGCUUCGAUGGAGAAACACAAAGAGGUUUUCUUUGUUAUCCGUCUCAUCGCUGGCCCUUCUGCCAAUUCCCUUCCACCCAUUUUGGACCCUGACCCCCUGAUGGCCUGCGAUCUGAUGGACGGACGAGAUGCUUUCCUAACGCUUGCACGAGACAAGCACCUUGAAUUCAGCUCGCUGAGGCGUGCCAAAUGGAGCUCCAUGUGUAUGCUAGUAGAACUGCACAACCAGAGCCAGGACCGCUUUGUCUACACGUGCAAUGAAUGCAAGCACCACGUUGAGACACGCUUCCACUGCACUGUUUGUGAGGAUUAUGAUCUUUGCAUCACUUGCUACAACACUAAGGGCCAUGAGCACAAGAUGGAGAAACUUGGACUGGGUCUUGAUGACGAGAGCAACAACCAGUCUGCAGGCUCCACUCAGAACCCUGGUGACUCGCGUCGUCUCAGCAUCCAACGCUGCAUCCAGUCUCUGGUGCAUGCAUGCCAGUGCCGCAAUGCUAAUUGCUCUUUGCCGUCUUGCCAAAAGAUGAAGAGAGUAGUGCAACAUACAAAGGGCUGCAAACGCAAGACAAAUGGUGGCUGUCCCAUCUGCAAGCAACUCAUUGCGCUAUGUUGCUAUCAUGCCAAGCACUGUCAGGAAAACAAGUGUCCUGUGCCCUUCUGUCUCAACAUCAAGCACAAGCUUCGUCAGCAGCAGCUGCAACACAGGCUUCAACAAGCGCAAAUGCUGCGUAGACGUAUGGCCACCAUGCAGCGAGCAGGGCAGCCACCACCAUGUGGAGGUGGGCCUCCUGGAGGUCUUCCAUCACCCGGCAACAAUGGGGCCACAGGUCCUAGCACACCUACGUCAGUCGGUACGCAACCUGCAACGCCUCAGACACCCACACAGCUGACACCCAACCUUGCGUCUUUGCCCCAGCCUGGUGUGGGUGGAGUCCCAGCUGGAGCUCCCCAGCAGCCGCCUCAGCAUCCCGUCCACCACCAGUUUCAGCAGAUGCCAGGUGCAGGUGGGAUGAUGACCUCACCGCAGCAACAAAUGGUUCCUCCGCAACCUGUGGGACAACUCCCACAUCCACACAAUCAGUAUGGUCCCCAUUCCACAGGUCCCUCCCCAAAUCCACAGUCACAGGGUAAGCCAAGCCUUGGUCCUGCAACUCCUCCGCAACUCCCUAACAACCCAGGCACAGCACCUAUGUCCCAGCAACAGCAAUCUUCAGGUCCUCCGCCUGCAGCUGUGGAGAUAGCCAUGAAGAUCCAGCAAGUGGCUGAUGCACAGCGAAAGAUGGCACAGGUUCAAAUGCUACACAGGCAGGCUGCGCAAGCUGGCAUGAUGCCGCAGCACCAUCAGCAGCCACAGGGACAGAUGGGAGUAGCUCACCCUGGGAUUGGCAUGGUAGGGCCACCAGGAAUACCCUCGCAGGCACAAACAUCAGCGAACAGAGUGCAGAUGGAACAGCAGCAAGGACCUCAGGGAAUGAUGGUGGGAGCUGGGCCCAUGCAGCAGCAGCCCCAACAGGCAGGUGUUCAAGGCCAGAUGCCACCACAAAUGCAUCUACAGCAGCCGAGAAUGAACCCAUCACUUCAGCCUCAGCAGCAACAGUGGCCAGGGCAGGGUAUGCCAACCCAGCAGAGACCUGCCAUGAUGGCUCAACCGGGAAUGGUUGCAAUGCAGCCCCCUCCGCAGCAGCUGCAGCAGCAGCAACAAAUGCAACAACAGCAAGCACCCCAAAUACCGAAUCGAAAUGCCUUGAUGAGUAUGGUGCAGGCUGGUCUGCAGAGUGGCGUAGUAAGUGGGGCAGCAGCUGGCAAUCUGCCUCAGGGAGCCCUGCAGGAUCUUUUGCGGACCCUGCGAUCUCCAAGCUCUCCUCCACAGCAGCAGCAAGUCCUCAACAUUCUUCGGUCUAACCCACAACUAAUGGCAGCAUUUAUUAAGCAGCGGGUUCACAAGUAUAAAGGUGGCCCCGCUGUACCACAGGGUGGGCCAGGACCAAUGGGAGGCCAGCCAGUGAGUGUCAAUACUGGGGUGCCCCAGCCUCGCAUGCACCUUGGACAGGGUGUUAACAUGCAGACUCAAAUUUCUCAGCUCCAAAAGCAGCAGCAAAUGCAACAGCGACCGCUACUGCAGCAGCAGCAGCAAGUAGCUGCCUUGCAGCAGCAGCAGCAGCAGCAAGUAGCUGCCUUGCAGCAGCAGCAAGUAGCUGCCUUGCAGCAGCAACAACAACAACAGCAGCAACAGCAAGGAAUUCAGGGUCAGGGGGCUCCAAACAUGGCCAACAUGAAUCCACAGUUCAGAGAUCUGGUCAGAGAACAAACCACAAAACUGCUCUUGGAUUUGGGUUUGUUUGGUUAA
Molecule: messenger RNA, 8395 nt
Organism: Sinocyclocheilus grahami
Lineage: Eukaryota; Metazoa; Chordata; Actinopteri; Cypriniformes; Cyprinidae
Product: histone acetyltransferase p300-like
Exons: 28
Coding region: 1796-8395 (2199 amino acids)
Biological process (GO): positive regulation of transcription by RNA polymerase II
Cellular component (GO): histone acetyltransferase complex; nucleus; transcription regulator complex
Molecular function (GO): protein binding; chromatin DNA binding; histone acetyltransferase activity
Source: RefSeq, a predicted model, not a curated record